Cimex lectularius (bed bug) is the source of this 1552-nucleotide messenger RNA. RefSeq lists its product as uncharacterized. Bases 18 to 1460 code for a protein of 480 amino acids. Lineage: Eukaryota; Metazoa; Arthropoda; Insecta; Hemiptera; Cimicidae. The transcript has 3 exons. The record is from RefSeq and is a predicted model, not a curated record.
CAACGCAACAGUUCGUCAUGGCGAGGCCCGCCGUCACCGCUCUGGCGGUUAUUUGGCUCGUAGUAGCCCAAGUCCUCUCGACCCCCGUCCCGGAGCCGGACCCGAAAGCAGAAGCCAGCCCGAACCCGGUUGCAGCCCCGGGGGAAAGGCAGAAGAAACACAUUGAUUUUGGUUUCGAAGACAGAGGAGAUUGGGGCCAUCACCCAAAAGGCGUGUGGAAGAAGAAACUGGUCUGGAAAGAGGACUGGAAGCAGGUUUGGAAAACUGUCGAAAAAGAGGUCUGGAAGACUGUCUGGAAGAAAGUACAAGUACCUGUGUGGAAAGAACACCAAGUCCCCAUCUGGAAAGAAGUCAAGGUGCCCGACUGGAAAAAGAUAUCCGUACCGGUUUGGAAAGAGAUUAAAGUCCCAGCCUGGAAAGAGGUAAAAGUCCCAGACUGGAAAGAAAUCCAAGUCCCGGAUUGGAAGGAAAUCCAGGUCCCGGAUUGGAAAGAAAUCCAAGUCCCAGACUGGAAAGAAAUACAAGUACCUGAUUGGAAAGAAAUCCAAGUCCCGGAUUGGAAAGAAAUCCAGGUGCCCGAUUGGCAAGAAAUUCAAGUCCCAGACUGGAAAGAAAUACAAGUACCUGACUGGAAAGAAAUUCAAGUUCCCGAUUGGAAAGAAGUCCAAGUGCCAGACUGGAAAAAAAUUCAAGUGCCCGUCUGGAAAGAAAUCAAGGUGCCGGCUUGGAAAGAAAUCCAAGUACCAGAUUGGAAACAGAUUUGGAAGCCUGAGUGGGUAAAGGAAUGGGUCCCUGGAGAGAAGAAAUUAGGUAAAGACGAGCACGGUUGGGAGUACACGUCGCAUGGGCUUUGGAAGAAAAAGCUCAUCUGGAAACCAGAAUGGAAGCAGAUCUGGAGGACGGAAAAAAAGCAAAUCUGGGUGCCCGAGAAGAAAUUAGAAUGGAAAACCGAAUGGAAACAAAUCUGGAGGACUGAGAAAAAACAAAUCUGGAGAACAGAAAAGAAACAGAUCUGGAGAACAGAAAAGAAACAGAUCUGGCGAACGGAAAAGAAGCAGAUCUGGAGGACCGAGAAGAAACAAAUCUGGAGGACAGAAAAGAAGCAAAUCUGGAGGACGGAAAAGAAACAAAUCUGGAGGACCGAGAAGAAACAGAUCUGGAGAACCGAAAAGAAACAAAUCUGGAGGACGGAAAAAGUCCAAAUCUGGAGGACUGAAAAGGUACAAAUCUGGGUUCCGCAGAAAAAGCUCGAAUGGAAAGACAAGUGGGUACAAAUCUGGAGGACGGAAAAGAAGAAGGAAUGGGCGACCGAAAAGAAGCUCGUAUGGAAGGAAGAAUGGAAACAGGCUAAAGUUCCCGCCUGGAAGCACGUUUCUGUACCCGAAUGGAAGAAAGUCUGGAAGCCAGUCUGGGAAAAGGUCUGGGUUCCCAUCCAUGAAGAACACCACGGCUGGGACUAACUAACACAAACGCUCAAAGUCAACAUUACCAUUUAUAAUCUUACCAUUGUAAUAUAGAACUUGUACAGUUAUUUUUAUUAUUAAACUUUUUU